GCCAACGCCGCGGGCCAGCAGGGCGUUCAGGCUGCUCUCGUUGCCGUGCUGGAUUACUCUGGAGGCGGGGGCACCUUGGACGCGGCCUCGGGGUUGCCGCUCAUCACCACCCAGCACGUCCAGUGCGCCAGGCGCAUGCUCGACAUCAGCAUUGCCAUCCGGACCAUAUGGCGAGCUGCUCUGGACGAAGACGGCGACGCUGCCGACGGCGAGAGCGACGGCGACAACGAGCCAGGGCGUUUGGCGCGCCCUGUUCGGGGUCACUAUCACCCUCAUGCGUACGCCGCGCCGCUCUCCACGCAGGUGCCAGCUUGCCCGGCGGCGCCCCAGGGCCCGGUUCCCGCUGGCGGCCUGGUGGCUGACGUUGCGCGCCCUGCCGCGCGGGCUGGCGGCGGCAAUGUCGACGUCUGGCAGCCCGCCAGUCCGGGCGCCGCGGAGAGCGAUCUGGCCGGUGCCCCCCCGACAGGAGGCGAGGCGCCGGGCUCGGGCGAGCGCGCGCUGACGUUCGCGGACUUGGCGGGCGAGGCGCAAUUCGACAAUCAGGGCCUUGGCGAAGAGGGGGCCAUGGUUUUCACGAAGGCAGCUUUCAAGGACAGAGAGCUCAUCCGUCGUGUGCUCCUGACCGGGAAAAGCCAGAUUUCCGUGAACGCCUGCGUCGACCUCUACAGCGUGGCCGUGUCGGACCAAGAGGCCCCCGCAAAGCGGAAGAGGCGAGCGCGCCCGUCCAAGCCCGAAGCGGUGGCGGUGCUUAAGGCGGCCUUCGAGCAGUUCCCGCGCCUGGGGGAGUGCCAGGAGCAGAACGGCGAGGUGUUUCUCAAGGGCUGGCCCGACUCAGAACUUGGGAGGACGCUCUUCCACAGCGAGCUCAUGCGCUGCUGCCGCGUGUCACUAAGGCAGCUGUCACAGAAGCGCGCCCAGUUCCACGAGGGGCGCCCGCAGCUCGCUGACGCGACGCCGAGCCGCGCGGCCGGCCCCCCCGCGCAGCCCCCGCCUUCGCGCGGCGCCCGGGCGAGUGACGCCGGCGCUGCCCCUGACGCCCAGUGCUUCUGGCGCCGCGGAGCCG
Molecule: messenger RNA, 1063 nt
Organism: Prorocentrum cordatum
Lineage: Eukaryota; Dinophyceae; Prorocentrales; Prorocentraceae
Source: the annotation of a GenBank genome assembly